AUGGGUGUAGGACUCCUUGUAUAUGUCGAUCCGGGGGAGAUCUUGGGGUCCCAGCCCACAGGUCUCAAUCUCGACCAGGUAUCCUAUUUAGGACAGUGCCUGGUGGAAGCCACUCCCGACAACUUCGAGUCGAGCCUCGCCUUUCUCCGCCAGAACUUCUCCAAACUCGCCAUCAACUUCGAUGUCCGGCAAUUGAGAAGCUGGGAUCAUGUGGUGGACUUGCUCAACAACGGCGCCUCCAAGCUCUUCGUCAACUUCGAGCAACUCAAAGCCCUGUCGCAGGAGCCCACGAUCUCCCAAGACCGCCUGGUUCUCACCAUCUCCCUAGUCAACCCAAAGACCGAUAUUGGCAAAUUGAAGUCUUUCCUGGAGACCAACACAGAAUGGAUGACCAGGGAAUGGGCGUUUUAUGGAGACAAGGGGAACGAGCAGGUGGACGAAGUCCUGAAAGAGCUAGGGAACUAUCCCCCGAGUCAUGACCAGACUAUCUUUGUCAGAAUCACAAGCGAAGGCGAAGGCAGAAACCUGCUCCACGAAUAUCCUGGCAACGCGCUCAUCGUGUCCUCCAAGCUGUUGACAUUCGACCAGUCCAAAGAAGGACACGAGAAGCUUAUACCUGCCGUGGAUUUGGUGCUUGCAGGCGCCACUCCUGAUAGGAAGACUGGCCUCUAUGCAACAACCGUGGUGGAUGAGCGGGGUGUCGCCUUGGGUCUAGUAUGGAGCAGCAAAGAGAGCAUUGCGGAAGCUCUCAAAACUGGGGCGGGAGUGUAUCAGAGUCGCAAGAGAGGACUUUGGCAUAAAGGCGCAUCGAGUGGAGAUACGCAAGAGCUCAUCAGCAUUGCGUUUGACUGCGACAAAGACUGCUUGUUGUUUAAGGUGCACCAGAAAGGCAAAGGAUUCUGCCACUUGGGGACGACCUCGUGUUGGGGGAAGUCAUCUGGUCUAUCUAAACUGCAACGAACACUGCUGGACCGCAAGGUGGAUGCCCCGGAAGGCUCCUACACUGCUCGACUCUUUAAUGAUUCCAAACUUGUCAACGCCAAGAUCAAAGAAGAGGCAGAUGAGCUAUGUGCAGCGAACACGAAAGAGGACAUUGCCUCAGAGGCGGCAGACCUACUCUAUUUUGCCCUUACUCGCUGCAUUGCCGCGGGUGUUACUCUGGAGGAUAUCGAGAAGAACCUGGACUUGAAGAGCCUGAAAGUCAAGAGAAGAAAGGGCGAUGCCAAACCUCAAUAUGUCGAAGAUAAACCACCCAAGGAACAGAGCCAGUCAGAGAGCAACGGCGUCAAUGGCCCCCAGGAUGAGGAGGUUAAAGAAGCCGCUUCUGUUCCCAAAGCUCCUUCAGAUCCUGCCGGCAAGACAUCAUCUGGCCGGAUAGAGCUGAAGCGAUACUCGACGACACAAGCCUUCUCCGAUGAUGUCCUCAAGGCUGCCCUACAGCGACCUUCACAAAAGUCCAACGAGAAGAUCAUGUCUCUAGUCCGUCCUAUUAUCGCAGAUGUUCGGGCAGACGGCGACUCUGCUGUCCUGCAAUACACCCACAAAUUUGAAAAGGCCACCAGUCUCAAGUCGCCAGUCCUGAAAGCACCUUUUCCGGAAUCCCUCAUGCAACUCCCGGAAGAGACCAUCAAAGCCAUCAAUAUCUCAUACGAUAACAUCCUCAAAUUUCACUCCGCCCAGAAAUCUUCGGCUCCGUUGGUCGUCGAGACCAUGCCAGGCGUCACAUGUUCCCGCUUCUCACGCCCAAUUGAGAAGGUUGGACUUUACAUUCCUGGAGGAACUGCUGUGUUACCCUCAACUGCUCUGAUGUUGGGUGUGCCUGCCAUGGCUGCAGGGUGCAAGGACAUCGUGUUUGCCUCUCCCCCACGAGCUGACGGCACCCUCACUCCUGAAAUUGUGUACAUAGCACACAAGGUAGGGGCUAGGGAAAUUGUGCUGGCGGGUGGUGCACAGGCCGUUGCAGCCAUGGCCUACGGCACCGAGUCGAUCACUAAGGUUGACAAAAUUCUCGGUCCUGGAAAUCAAUUCGUGACUGCCGCAAAGAUGCUUGUUAGCAACGAUACAUCUGCAGCUGUCUCUAUCGACAUGCCUGCCGGCCCGUCGGAAGUGCUUGUGAUCGCCGACAAAACUGCAGAUCCUGCCUUUGUGGCCAGUGAUCUCCUCAGUCAGGCCGAGCACGGCACAGAUAGCCAGGUUGUGCUAAUCGCCAUUGACCUGGACGAGAAAGAGCUGCAGGCCAUUGAAGACGAAGUGCAUAAGCAGGCGCAUGAACUACCUCGGGUUGACAUUGUGAGAGGCGCCAUCGAACACAGUGUCACUAUCUCUGUCGCCACUCUGGAGGAAGCCAUGAAAUGGUCCAACUAUUAUGCCCCUGAGCAUCUCAUCUUGCAAAUUGCGGAACCGCGAUCCGUGCUGCCUUCUGUUCAGAAUGCUGGCUCGGUGUUUAUCGGUGGCUGGACCCCAGAAUCUGUCGGCGAUUAUUCUGCCGGUGUGAACCAUAGUCUGCCCACCUAUGGGUACGCAAGGCAAUACAGUGGAGUCAACCUGGGCAGCUUCACGAAGAGCAUUACGAGCAGCGAGGUAACCGAGCAGGGGGUGGGCGAGGUCGGAUAUGCUGUCAUGGAGCUUGCGAGAUGUGAAGGUCUUGAUGCGCAUAGAAGAGCCAUGGAAAUUCGAAUGGAGAAGUUGGGCAUUGUUGAGAGAAAGGUUCCAGCAAAUGGGAACACUGCCGUGGGCAAAGACGAGCCCGUCACAGCCGCUGGAGAGCAGGGCGCCGAGGCGACAAUACAACCUACCAAGUCGACCCCAAGCGAAUCCCAAACAGACGGUGUGGAAGCGCCAACUGCUGCCUGA
Capronia coronata CBS 617.96 is the source of this 2853-nucleotide messenger RNA. RefSeq names its product histidinol dehydrogenase. The coding region runs from base 1 to 2853 and encodes 950 amino acids. Gene Ontology annotation, cellular component: cytoplasm. The record is from RefSeq and is a predicted model, not a curated record. Gene Ontology annotation, biological process: L-histidine biosynthetic process. The transcript has a single exon. Gene Ontology annotation, molecular function: phosphoribosyl-AMP cyclohydrolase activity; NAD binding; metal ion binding. NCBI's taxonomy places the organism in Eukaryota, Fungi, Ascomycota, Eurotiomycetes, Chaetothyriales, Herpotrichiellaceae.